UUCAUCCGUGAACGAACGGCAGUUAUCAGUCAUGUCCAUGAAGUUCUCUUUUGUUUGUCUCUUUCUCCUGGUGGCUGCUUGCCAAGGAAAAUCGGUAAUGUCAACUUCCUUCCCAGGGUCUUUUAUUACUUGUAGGGACGUCGAGUUGCAGAGAGAACUCCAGACACAAUAACGCUAACAAAGCAGUUAGCUAGUGUUGCAAAGAUCGUGAUCGAUCCACAUUCCGAAACUACAGGCCUAAUGAAUUCCUGCAAGAAACAAGCUAUGUUGCCACCCUGGGUGGGGGGAGGGGGACUUAAGGGGCGUUUUGGUAGAGGUGUGCCGUGGAGGCCUUUAAAACCUGAACCUGAAAACAAUAGCCUGUCCAGCGACACAUAUUAAUGUUUAAGCCAAAUAAAGGAUUACCCCUUUCCGUAACCGUAUAUUCCGCAGUAAAUGCAUCGCAGGAGAAAUAUUUUCACUUAUGGUAUCAUCAUCAUUAUCAUCAUUUUUUUUUCAGGCAGGCAAUUUAAAAGCUAGUGUUAAACAAAACGUAGGAUCAGGCCAGGAUUCAGGCCCAAAGGUGGGAGCUUAUUUUUUGAUGGGUAAUUUAAAAUGAAAGAAUAGCUAUAAUUUGAAACGUGACCGCCAUGUAAAACAGAAAAGCGCAACAAAAGGACUAAAGGAUUUUAGGGGUUGAAGACUGACCAUCCCAAAGAAGAGAAAAAAGACGAAGGAAAAAAGGGCCCUUAAACGACAUAGAAAUAUUACUAACUGUUUUAAACAGACUCGUAGAAGCCAAAUUUUAAAGAUUCUUUUGGGAAUGUAUCGUAAGUAGUUCGAUAAAACAUUAAGAAGACAGCUCCUCUGAGCUCAUGAGAAAAUAGAACAUCUCAACUUGCUACAAUGAUCCUGGAAACAGCAAGACAACGAAAGUCAUCCAUUAUCAGUUAUGUACACUUAAAUUUCUUUUAUGUGUUUAUCGAACUAUACAAAGCUUCUGUGUUGAUCCGGGGCGUCCUACAUACAGCCGCACAUAACAUUCGCGCACAUAACUUUCCUCGCCCCAUGCAUUACGCGCUGGUUCGAUCUACAGGCCUUAUCGUUUGUUUUUUGAUUUACAGGAAAAACCGUGUCAAGAAAAUGCCAACAAAUUGAAACCGAGAUCUUGCGUAGACCAUCUAAAGAAUGGCGCAGACAAGUGCGGUUACUACAAGAUUUACGAUGCUGCAGGGAAUGGAUUCACUGUGUACUGUGACAUGGAAACAGAACCUGGGGCGGCCUGGACACUUAUCAUGUCUUGGAGUCUGAAAAACAAGCUCUUCUCAAACUUUAGGUACUGUUUUGAAUGGAUUAACCCUUUGUGGUCCUCCAGUUUUUAGGGAAAACCGCUUUUUGGACUAGAUCCUCCUUAUUGGAUCGUUUUUGGCCAGUUAGCACAAGAAUGGCUCCAAUGAAGCAGCUUUUUUGUUUUUUUUUUCUCAUGCGCAUAAACCAAAAUUUGGACUUCUUAUCUAUUUCGAUUAAACCCUGCGAGCACAGGUUUCUCUCUGAGUCUUGUCUGUCGCUUCGUUGCGAACAACGCGAAAGUUAAGCCACGCGAAUGACUUCGUAAAAGCUAAAAGCCAUGCAAGCGAGAAAACUCUACUCGCAAGGUAAUUUCGAUUGUUUUCUCGCUUUCUUCUUUUUCCUUUUUGUUUUCUUUUUACAGCCAGUUAUGUCGCCCACCUUAAAAUUUUGGCUGGCUUUCUUUCCAACAAAGGGAUAUAUAUAUGCCAAGAGCCAUGAUGGCUCUUGAUAUGCAAAUUUAACUGUAAAGAGUAGACUGUAGGUAAAUAGUAAAUAAUGAUAAUUGCUGCGGAGCGACCGUAGGGAGCGAGCAGCAACAUAAUCAGGAUUUAAGGGAAAUAUAUAAGGGGCGACGAAUUCUCGAAUUCAUCACUUUUUACCACAAUGCAUUGCAUUUAACCAGAGUGCAUUGCGCCACGAACAAGUCAAAUAAAAACACGGGGAAGUUCGCAUCGUUCGCUGCCCAGACUCAGAGUUUCCUUUGUAGCAAAUUUUCUACAGCACGGUUAGAGGUCUUACCAAAUUUAAGACACGCAGGAGUCUUUCAGAUGAGUACGAUGGUUAACUUGGGGAUUGGAUUUCAAUUCAAGAGCCUUUGACUCGUCCAGGUGUUAAACCUGACGAGAAGAUGAGUAUUUGCUCUUCGACUCCGCAACACGGGGGAUGUACAAAUUCCAGCUUGCUAGAAGGUGAUGUGAAAGUGAGAAAAUGUCAUGCCAUGCUAUUCUUAAGAACCUGUAUGAGCCGAAAAUGGAUGUGAUUUUAAUUUUGACCAUUCGCUUCAAAAUAACAGCGGAAAUCGAGAUAACAAAACAUAUGUUUUGUGUCCUAUUUUGCUGACGAGGACGUGUAUCGGUGUUUUGAAAAGCAUAAUUAUGUUCUUUCAUUCAUUCAUUGCCAUGGAAGAUGCGUUUACAUUGUUUUUUCACCGUUAAUAGCUCGGUUGAUGCGGCCGGCGAUCAUCUUGCCGGCGGAAGUUUCAUGGAAAAGGAAUAAAAUGAAAGACUUUUACUACAGAUUACGUAAUCAGCCUCUGCGCUGUAGUGGUUAGGUGUAGUCGCUUCGAGUCGAAGGUGCCGGGUUCGAGUCCUACCGUCUCAGUCUCACUGCCUAACUAAUGCCAGUAACAACAGAAUGUGCCGCAGCAUUACGAUCUUUUAGAUACCCUAGUUUAAAACUUAUAUUGCGCAGUUCCAUAACGGGAUGAUUAACUGCGCAAUACAACAUAACAUAGAAUAAAAAUAACCAAAUGAUAAAUAAGAAUUACAUCAUGUGUUGUGUAUAAUAUUAAAAAACCCAGCUAAAAAUAGAAAGUCUUACUAAAAGGUACGUCUUGAAACGUUUUGCUAAAAAAUAAAUAAAAAUUGCAUGGGGAUUAGGGUUGGAUUUUUGCCAAAAUGUUGCUUGUUUUUUUAGUCUUUAACUCUGUCCGAAUUGGUCAAAAUUUGCUAAUCAGUCGAGGUAUCAGUCUCGCUGAUUUUGCAUAUUACCUUAAUCUCUUAAAUAGAAACCUUAAUGGGUUCAGGAAGAAUAAUACGCAUAGGUCCAUAUGAACCAAAAACGACCAAAGUGGACUUCAAAGGCUUAAAGUCAAUAAGUUUAUCUUAAAGACUUUAACUAAUUCCCUGACUACAUUUUUCAUUCCCUUGUUACUAACUACCAAAUCGUGGUGAGUACCUUGUAGCGCACCUUUAAAUCUGCAGUCUUGUUAACUCCUUGUUCAGAUCCAUUAAUACGCAGGUUUUUUGCCUUUUGCCUUAAUUUGUGAUUUAGUUACUUAGUUUAAUUUUUUUUCGCCCUAAAAAUGUUUGCCUUAUGAAAGGGAAUCCAGAUUUCGGAAUCCGGGAAAAUUUUACCUGCUGCAUCCGGAAUUCUGGGCUUUGGAAUCCAGAAUACAGCUCAGGGAAUCUGGAAAUCCACUAACGAUAAAUAUCCAGAAUCCAACUUCCACUGACGAAGACUAGAAUCCACUACCUGGAAUACGGAAUCCACUGGAUGGAAUUUAGAAUCCAAGACUGUUGAAGGCACUGAAAUCGUUGAGUCUACUGUCGCGCCCUCCACAAAAACAUCUCAGAGAGGGGACGCACCUUUGCAGUGAGAACAGCUAAGGACUGAAAUAACUUACCCCGAACCCUAAGAACUAAAGAAGACUUUGAAAUCCUUCAAGUCAGAACUAUGAAAACUGCUAUUAAAUUCCCAAAAGAUUAAGGGAUCUUUUGAAUUAAUGACAACAAAGACCGGGAGCCAUAUCUUGAGUGGACAAAUGCACCGUCCGUUAACACUAUCCUAGCAGCACGUCUCUGCAGGAGUGCCAAUUCUUCUUCAUUUCCUUUACCACAGCCAUGAAAAACAGCACAACAGUAUUCCAAAUUUGGUAGUAUCAUCGAUUUAUACAAUCGCUUCGAUGCUUCAGUUGUUAAUGAUGAUCUAAUUCUUGAGAACAUGCCCAGUGUUUUAGAAAUUUUCUUCUUCACAUAGUCAAUGUGCAAAUUAAAGGAAAGACUGUUGUCCAAAACUACCCCUACGUACUUUUAAAAAGGCAUUACAGUGUUUCACAGAUUCUCCUCCCAACGUUAUAUGAACCCCAUCGAUGUCUUGGCGACAUAGUCUCUGGUGGGUGCCAAAAAUAGUAACCUAUCGCUAGUUUUUUUUUCAUUUCAUCGUAUUUUUAAUUUAUUUUAGAGGGCUACAAGUUUAUCAGUAAUUUUACUGUUACUGUCACGUGUAACCCUCGUAAAAUAAAGUCGCUUAUCUUAUCUUAUCUUAUUCCGACAGACAAACACCCAUGUCAGUCAACGACCCAGUGAAUGAAAACUCGCCUAACUGGUUCCUCUACCGGCUAACAAAGGACAGAAUGAAGUCACUGAGGGACGUAUCCACCCACUGGCGAGCCACCUGCAGUUAUGACAAGUACGGCAUCAACAACUACAAAGAUUACGUCCGUGGGAAGUUUGCAGAAGCCGACAUCUUUGCCUUUCUUGGUGCUGGUGUUUGCCUUAAGACCGAGCUUGUCAACAUUCGUGGUCAUAUUGGAAUUCACAAGACUGCCAGGUUCUGGCAGGUUGCUGCUACUUACACUCCUCAUAUCGACAGUUCUUUCACAGGUUGCCAGUUUGAUCCCACCGUUGGGGCAGUGAGCAGUGAGGACAACUUUGGCUACUACGGCAGUACAAACCCCAAGUUUACUUGUACAAUGAAUGGCGACUCUACCACGCAGUGGUGGUUCGGUAGCUAUCAGUAGUACUCAGACCAUCCAGCAUAAAAACUCUACAUCGUCUCUCUUCGUGUAAUAAUCUUUGAGUGGAUAGUAUAACGUUGUUAAAGCCAGUGUGUUACCGGUAUAAAAAGUAUCUAAACAUUAGAAAGAAAUUAGAUCUACAAUUAUAACUAGCUUCCACUGAUUAUAUCACUUAUGUCUCAGCUUGAUAAAAGGGAAUAAAAACCCAUCCAUG
Porites lobata is the source of this 5000-nucleotide messenger RNA. The record is from the annotation of a GenBank genome assembly. NCBI's taxonomy places the organism in Eukaryota, Metazoa, Cnidaria, Anthozoa, Scleractinia, Poritidae.